This is a messenger RNA of Monomorium pharaonis (pharaoh ant), 323 nucleotides long. Its product is annotated as odorant receptor 67a-like. Gene Ontology annotation, biological process: sensory perception of smell; detection of chemical stimulus involved in sensory perception of smell. The transcript is spliced from 3 exons. The record is from RefSeq and is a predicted model, not a curated record. Bases 22 to 285 code for a protein of 87 amino acids. Gene Ontology annotation, molecular function: odorant binding; olfactory receptor activity. Gene Ontology annotation, cellular component: plasma membrane. Lineage: Eukaryota; Metazoa; Arthropoda; Insecta; Hymenoptera; Formicidae.
UUUGUUUUCAUAAUUAUUAGCAUGUUAAUGCAACUAAUGAUUGUAUGUUAUUCUGGUCAAAAGUUGAUGGACAAAAGUCAGAAUAUAUUCUACCGAGCGUACGCUGUGAAAUGGUACAGAUUCUCACCGAGAUUAAAGACGCUAUUAAUUAUAACUCUUGAUAGAAGUAUUAUUCCUUCUUGUUUAACAGCAGGUAACAUGGUCCCAUUAUCGAUGACAACUUAUGCUACGGUGGUACGAAUGGCCUUAUCUUACUUUAUAACAUUCUUAUCUUUCAAAGACUAGUUAUUUUGCAUUAUGUCGAACCUUAUAUUAUUAGAAAU